Scleropages formosus (Asian bonytongue) is the source of this 5353-nucleotide messenger RNA. RefSeq names its product kinesin-1 heavy chain-like. Lineage: Eukaryota; Metazoa; Chordata; Actinopteri; Osteoglossiformes; Osteoglossidae. The coding region runs from base 238 to 3135 and encodes 965 amino acids. Gene Ontology annotation, molecular function: ATP binding; microtubule motor activity; microtubule binding. The transcript has 26 exons. Gene Ontology annotation, biological process: microtubule-based movement. The record is from RefSeq and is a predicted model, not a curated record.
GGUGACGUCACGGGUGCUCCAACUGGGAGCUCGAGACGUGCCGGUGUCAUGGCGGCCGUGGUGUCUGAGGGGAAGUGACUGCGGGCGCCGUUUCUGUUUUUCCUUCCCCGAAAGAGGCCGUUCGUCGCCUGAAGGGCGGCUGCGGCGCCACCGCCGACUGCGCACCUCCGAGCACCGAGCGCCGCCCCGCUUUGCCGCGUCCGCCGCCGAGCGCCCCGUCCCCGACCGGCCGGGAAGAUGGCGGACGCAGCAGCCGAGUGCACCAUCAAAGUGAUGUGCCGCUUCAGGCCGCUCAACAGCUCUGAGGUGACGCGCGGAGACAAGUACAUCCCCAAGUUCCAGGGCGAGGACACCGUGGUGAUCGGGGGUAAACCUUACGUCUUCGACAGGGUUCUCCAGUCCAACACGACACAGGAACAGGUGUACAACGCCUGCGCCCAGAAGAUUGUCAAAGAUGUUCUUGAAGGUUAUAACGGGACAAUAUUUGCCUAUGGACAAACAUCCUCUGGUAAAACGCACACCAUGGAGGGUAACCUUCAUGAUUCAGAAAAUAUGGGGAUUAUCCCCAGAAUAAUUCAGGACAUUUUUAACUACAUUUACUCCAUGGAUGAGAACCUGGAGUUCCAUAUCAAGGUUUCCUAUUUUGAAAUUUAUCUGGAUAAGAUUAGAGACCUCUUGGAUGUGUCAAAGACUAACCUGUCCGUUCAUGAAGAUAAGAACAGAGUUCCAUACGUGAAGGGCUGCACAGAGCGCUUCGUCUGCAGCCCAGAGGAGGUCAUGGACACCAUUGAUGAAGGGAAAGCCAACCGACAUGUUGCUGUCACCAAUAUGAACGAGCACAGCUCCCGGAGCCACAGCAUCUUUCUCAUCAAUGUUAAGCAGGAGAACACGCAGACGGAGCAGAAGUUGAGCGGAAAGCUCUACCUGGUCGACCUGGCAGGCAGUGAGAAGGUCAGCAAGACUGGUGCUGAGGGCGCAGUGCUGGAUGAAGCAAAAAACAUCAACAAGUCUCUUUCAUCACUGGGUAACGUCAUCUCAGCCUUGGCUGAGGGCUCUACGUAUGUUCCAUACAGAGACAGUAAAAUGACGAGAAUCCUCCAGGAUUCCCUGGGGGGCAACUGCAGAACCACCAUUGUCAUCUGCUGCUCUCCCUCUUCCUUCAACGAAGCGGAGAGCAAGUCCACACUCAUGUUUGGCCAGAGGGCGAAGACCAUCAAGAACACAGUAUCUGUAAAUGUGGAGCUCACAGCUGAGCAGUGGAAAAAGAAGUAUGAACGGGAGAAAGACAGGAACAAGACCCUGCGUAACACCAUCACAUGGCUGGAGAAUGAGCUGAAUCGCUGGCGCAGUGGUGAGAGCGUGCCGGUGGAGGAGCAAUUUGACAAAGAGAAGGCCAAUGCGGACGUGCUAGCCUUGGACAAUGUACUGAACAGCGAAAAGCAGGUCACCACACCCAGUGCCCCAGGGGUCCGGCUUUCAGAUGCUGCCAAAGAGGAGGAGCUGGCCAAACUCUACAAGCAACUGGAUGACAAGGAUGAUGAGAUUAACCAGCAAAGCCAGCUGGUGGAGAAGCUCAAGCAGCAGAUGCUGGAGCAGGAGGAGCUGCUGGCCUCGUCCCGGCGAGAUCACGACAACCUGCAGGCAGAGCUGAACCGGCUUCAGGCAGAGAAUGAGGCCUCCAAGGACGAGGUGAAGGAAGUGCUUCAGGCUCUGGAAGAGCUGGCCGUCAACUAUGACCAGAAGAGCCAGGAGGUGGAGGACAAGACCAAGGAGUUUGAGGCGCUCAGCGAGGAGCUCAACCAGAAAUCAAUGGUUCUGACUUCCAUCGACUCUGAGCUCCAGAAGCUGAAGGAGAUGACUAACCACCAGAAGAAGAGAGUCACAGAGAUGAUGUCGUCUCUCCUGAAGGACCUAGCAGAAAUUGGUAUCGCUGUGGGCAGCAACGACAUCAAGCAACAUGAGGGCAGUGGGCUCAUUGAUGAGGAAUUCACAGUGGCGCGUCUCUACAUCAGCAAGAUGAAGUCGGAGGUGAAGACCAUGGUGAAGCGCUGCAAGCAGCUUGAAGGUGCCCAGGUGGAAAGCGAGAAGAAGAUGGAGGAAAACGAGAAGGAGCUGGCUGCCUGCCAGUUACGCAUCUCUCAGCAUGAGGCCAAGAUCAAGUCCCUCACAGAAUACCUUCAGAAUGUGGAGCAGAAGAAGCGGCAGCUGGAAGAGAAUGUAGAUGCCCUGAAUGAGGAGCUGGUGAAGAUUAGUGCACAAGAGAAAGUUCAUGCCAUGGAGAAGGAGAAUGAGAUUCAGACGGCCAAUGAAGUCAAGGAAGCAGUUGAGCGUCAGAUCCAGAAUCACCGUGAGGCUCAUCAGAAGCAGAUCAGCAGCCUGCGUGAUGAGCUGGACAAGAAAGAGAAACUCAUCACUGACCUACAGGACCUGAACCAGAAGAUUGCACUGGAGCAGGAGCGUCUGCGGGUGGAGCAUGAAAAGCUUAAAUCCACUGACCAGGAAAAGAGCCGCAAGCUGCAUGAGCUCACGGUGAUGCAGGAUCGCAGGGAACAGGCUCGACAAGACCUCAAGGGGCUGGAAGAGACUGUGGCCAAAGAGCUACAGACACUGCACAACCUCAGGAAACUCUUUGUCCAGGAUUUGGCAACUCGAGUGAAGAAGAGUGCCGAGAUGGACUCUGACGACACAGGUGGCAGCGCUGCCCAGAAGCAGAAGAUCUCCUUCCUUGAAAACAACCUGGAGCAACUCACCAAGGUCCACAAGCAGCUGGUGCGGGACAAUGCGGACCUGCGUUGCGAGCUGCCCAAGCUAGAGAAGCGCCUUCGUGCCACGGCCGAACGUGUCAAGGCCCUGGAGUCGGCCCUGAAGGAGGCCAAGGAGAAUGCAGUGCGUGAUCGCAAGCGCUACCAGCAGGAGGUGGAUCGUAUCAAGGACGCGGUGCGGGCCAAGAGCAUGGCACGCCGGGGCCACUCUGCGCAAAUCGCUAAGCCUAUUCGUCCUGGACAGCCCCCCGUUGCAUCUCCCACUCACCCCAACAUUAACCGUGGCAUCACCGGGGGUGGAGGCUUCUACCAGAACAGUCAGUCGGUGGCUAUCCGUGGAGGGAGCUGCCCAAAGCAGGACAAGAACUGUUGAAGACGCAGCACGACCACAUCAGAAGAUGAAAUUGUGUCCUGGGAAACUGUCAUUCCAUUACAUCGUGCUCUUCCCAGUAGGAAUAAUGGGAGGAGUUUUUGAAUAUAUAUAAAUAUAUAAAUAUUUCUGGUCUGUACAGUGAAAUUCUGAUUUAUUUGUUUUCCUGACCGAAAGUCAUCUCCUCGCUAAAUGCACAGUCGAGGGGGAGGAAGGAGACACCCUCAGCCCCCACCCAGUAAGCGCAACUUUCAGGCAUCCCCCAAACUAACUACAUAUGAAUUUAACGUGUACCUCUGUUUCACUGCACAGUUUUAUCCUCCAUGUCUUAAAUUAGUCCUCACUGUGCCAAGAUGAAUGUAUGUCACAGAUCUGCACGAGAGGACAGGAAGUGGGUCCUGGGUGAAAUUUUGAAGCGUGAUUAAUGUAAAUUCACUUGAUUUUGUUCUGCAGGGGUGAUUUUGAAACACCUAAACAGAUUCAAUAAGCUCAUCAUACUGCUGUCCUGUCAUGCAGGUCAAGAUGACACUGUACAUGUUUUCCUGAAAAUGGGCCUAACAAUGUCAGCUUUUUAACAAGUUCAUUGUGUUCAGAAUGGUGAACCUGACUCUCAAGGCCGUGGGCACAGCUUCCGAGUAUUUUAAAAAUGAGAACUUGUAAAGAUAGUUAGUCACGGAAGAAUGUGAUUCAAGUCCAAUGGAUAAAGGUGUUUUCAAAUUGUGUUGUAAUUUCAGCGAAAGAACUUACCGUACAGUAAACGGUUGAAAGGCAUCAGUGCGCAAUGCUGUGUGUUGGUGCACCUAAAAACAUAUUACGUACUGAACAGGUGUCCCAUCUCUGACUUUGACUAUUUACAAUUUCUUUUUAAAAUAGCGAUAAUGGCCCUUUGGUGUCACUUGGCAUCAUUGAUCCACAGAAGUACAUGCUUUUAGACUUUGACGGUUACAUUUAAAGUGUAGUUACUGACUUAUGCAGACCUACAGAUAGCUGAGGGGAGACCGGAUGUCAGGUGCAGCAUGUUACGGCGAUGCUGCCUCCUCUGGUGUCUCCGAUCUCCAGGUGUUUGAUCAAACCAGAAGAAGGCUGUUUUAGACCAAUGUAUAGAUGUGUUUUUUUUAAUUUUAGACAGUUACAAGGGUUAGUUUUACCCCUCCCCCACCACUUUUACAUUUUUACCCCCAAGAUGGCUCAGUCAUCACCACAUUUUGUCAGUUUAAGAUGCUGAUAUUUUUUUUUUGUCCACGUGCUUGGCUGCUGGUUUGGCAUGUGGACUGGAUCUUGGCCAACUUGGGCUGUGGAGUCUCUGAGCUCCUGGAGCCUCGGGUCUCGCCUCUAAUUUGGUCACUUUGGGGUCAUUAGUUUAUCAAGGAAGUAGUUGUUCUCUUCUUCUUAACGUUCUUCCAUAUAGAAGAAAGUUAUUUAUUAACAGUUAAAACCAUUUUUUUUAUGAGAGGUGUGUUCUGUAGAAAUUGUUCCUGUUUUGAUUUUGAAUAAUUUAGUUAUGUUCCAAGCUGUUGCGACGGCCAAGGUAAACGUCUGUUUGUUGAAGCAAUGUUCAUUAUCCAUUUAUAAGAAUCAGGAAAGAAGCAAAUUGGCCUUCAAAUGGAGAAAUAGAACUCGGGGAACUGCAAUCUCCUUUACGGUGACUUACUGCACUUAAUGUUUCAUAAUUGGCCGUCAGCAUUUCUCCAGAAAUCAUCUCGAUAAGGAAAGUUUACAUGGUUUGCCUUGAGUCUGCAUUUUGAAUUAAAGACAUCGCCCUUGGCUACAGCAAAAUGCUUGGACAGGACAAUGGCGUGAGUGUGUGCGCGUGCGUGAGUGUGUGCGCGUGCGUGUGUGUGUGGGUAUCUGCCAAGUUGUGCAACGCUGGAUCGGCAGAUGCACUGCAGCGUGUUCCUCAAAGUGCUUAUACUGUAACCUCGUCUGCCCAGGUUUUACACUAGAAACUGAACAGGAAAAUAUGAAAGAUGAAUGUUUUUGUUCACAUGAUCAGCUAAAUUAUUUGCAUUAAGUUAAAAUAAAGUUGCUGAAGUUUAUUACUGUGUAAUAGCAAUGACGUUUUGCGAUCGGUGAGCGAUUAGCCGGUGACGGUGGAACUGGAUCACUCCGAGGGAACAAGAAAGCGUCGGCUGGCUCUCAAGGGGUUCGUGGUGAUGUCAUCCUCUUUUGAUUGACCGCAUGAUGUAAAUGUAUGUGUGAUUAAAUGAUUGUGCAAGCAAAA